Molecule: messenger RNA, 99 nt
Organism: Cooperia oncophora
Lineage: Eukaryota; Metazoa; Nematoda; Chromadorea; Rhabditida; Trichostrongylidae
Source: the annotation of a GenBank genome assembly
AUGACAGAUGCUGAGGUUCUUACAAAGCUGCGUUCCAUUGUGACGAUUGGAAACCCUGACAAGAAGUAUAAGAAGAUCGAUAAGAUUGGUUCGGGGUAA